Molecule: messenger RNA, 582 nt
Organism: Nicrophorus vespilloides
Lineage: Eukaryota; Metazoa; Arthropoda; Insecta; Coleoptera; Silphidae
Product: immunoglobulin domain-containing protein oig-1-like
Exons: 4
Coding region: 88-567 (159 amino acids)
Source: RefSeq, a predicted model, not a curated record
UUCACUGCAAUUGUUUGAAAAGGGAUCUGCAGUACACAUCCACAUUUCCAAACGAUCCAAACAGCGACCGGUUCGCGUCUCCUCAAAAUGUACAUCCACAAGUAUUUUCUCUUACUUCUGUUUGUGUUGAUAAUUAACGAUGUUCAAGCGCGCAGAGGAAGGACCAGGUCGAGAACCAAGUCUAAAUUUCAAAUAGGUUUACCGAUCACCGGAAAAUACAGAGAUCCCGAAUCCGAUCAAUAUUACAAUAACAAUAACGGUGCAAAGAUUACAUUGGCUUCCCAUUUCGAUUAUGAAUACGUUCUUGGACAUAAAAUUGCAUUCUUGUGUGUUGCCAAAGGAAAUCCGAGACCACACAUCACUUGGUACAAAGACGGCGCUGAAAUUUUCUCUCAUUUAUAUUUAAAUGUUCACGAAUGGAAUAUUGGUACCGAUAAGGUUAAGAGUAAGUUGGAGAUCGAUCCUGCUACCCAAAUGGAUGCUGGAGUCUACGAAUGCACCGCUGAUAACAUGUAUUCGAUUGACAGAAGGUCUUUCAAAACUGAUUUCAGCAUAGCUUUCGAUUAGAUAAUCUAUUGAAAC